Molecule: messenger RNA, 1551 nt
Organism: Populus nigra (black poplar)
Lineage: Eukaryota; Viridiplantae; Streptophyta; Magnoliopsida; Malpighiales; Salicaceae
Product: protein trichome birefringence-like 19
Exons: 2
Coding region: 87-1427 (446 amino acids)
Cellular component (GO): Golgi apparatus
Molecular function (GO): O-acetyltransferase activity
Source: RefSeq, a predicted model, not a curated record
UGAUAAAUAGGUGAGCAAGCCAGUCUCUUUCCAAACCCUUGCAAUCCCAUUACCUCCCACCCUCUUUCUCCUUUUCUCUCACUAAAAUGAAGGUUUAUGCCAUGAAUCAGCUUCCCUUUGGCAGCAAGCACCAUGCUCUACGAAAAAACACACCAACAAUAGCCCUAACAGUAACCUUUACCCUGGUUCUUUUCACAGUUGCUCCUCUAUGUUACCCUUUGCUAGGGUACCCUUUAUAUUUGUUGAAAAGCUUUUCAAAGUCACAAAUCUCAAUAUCAUCUUAUGUUGAUGUGAAGUAUGGCUCAAUAUUUGAGCAUGAAAGUGAGCAGAAAUGUGACAUAUUCACAGGAGAAUGGAUACCAAAUCCUCGUGCACCGUAUUACACAAACACAACAUGCUGGGCAAUACAUGAGCAUCAAAAUUGCAUGAAAUAUGGAAGACCCGAUACUGGGUUCAUGAAAUGGAGAUGGCAACCAGAUGGAUGUGAGCUACCUGUUUUUAAUCCUGCUCAGUUCCUUGAAAUUGUUAAAGGCAAGUCUAUGGCUUUUGUUGGAGACUCUGUGGGUAGAAACCAAAUGCAGUCCUUGAUAUGCCUUCUAUCCAGGGUGGAAUAUCCCAUUGAUGUUUCAUAUACACCAGAUGAACACUUCAAACGUUGGAGGUAUCCAUCAUACAAUUUCACCCUCGCAACGUUUUGGACACCCCAUUUAGUCAAGGCUGAAGAAACAGAUGCCUAUGGACCGACUCACACUGGCCUCUUCAAUCUCUACCUUGAUGAAUUUGAUGAAGGAUGGACAACCCAAAUCGAGGAGUUUGAUUAUGUGAUCAUCAAUGCAGGGCAUUGGUUCUAUCGUCCAUGCGUUUACUAUGAAAAUCGCCAAGUAGUUGGUUGUCGAUUUUGCCUCCUAGAAAAUGUGACAGACUUGCCUAUGUAUUUUGGGUACAGAAAAGCGUUUAGGACAGCUUUUAGAGCCCUUAAUAGCCUAGAAAAUUAUAAGGGUAUAACAUUUCUUAGGACAUUUGCACCAUCACACUUCGAGAAUGGGGAAUGGAAUAAAGGUGGGAAUUGUUUGAGAAGAAGGCCUUUUAGAAGCAAUGAGACUAGUUUGGAGGGUAUAAAUUUUGAGCUUUACAUGACACAAUUGGAGGAGUUUAAGCUUGCUGAAAAGGAAGGGAAAAAGAAGGGUUUGAGAUUUAGGUUAUUAGACACCACACAAGCUAUGUUGUUGAGGCCAGAUGGUCACCCUAGCAGAUAUGGGCAUUGGCCUCAUGAAAAUGUCACCUUGUAUAAUGACUGUGUGCAUUGGUGCUUGCCUGGCCCAAUUGAUACAUGGAAUGAUUUCUUGUUGGAAAUGUUGAAGAUGGAGGGAGUGAGAUCAUACGAGGAGAAGCUUGAUUUAAGUGACAGAAAAAUGAAGUUGAGAUAAAUUCAUUUCUAUUCUUCUCCAAAACGGAAAACCAGUCCAAUCGCCCUUUGUGUUUAUAGGUUCUUUAUUGUAUUAUUGGAGUUGUGCAUUGAUUUAUAUAUAAGACUUUUGAGCGUGUUUGACA